AUGACUGAUAUUAGAAACGAAAACUAUCUUGCGUUCAGUGACAACAACACCGAAUUGAAGACCGUCCAACAUUGGCACAACCACAAUCAAGAAGUACUAAAAGGGGACAUAAUCGGUAGGACCGAUGAAAAUACAGCAAUCACCAAAAACUGCAUAAUCAAAGUAAACCAAGCGUCUUGUAAUGAUUUCAGUGACAGCACUGACCAACUAAAACACCGAGUGAGACAUAUCAACUAUUGGAAGACCGAAUUGGAGAGAGCUAUACGAGAUAUCGAUGCGGAAAUAACAGUUUUAGAAGCACUGAGACAACAGCUUAAGAACGCUAUGGACACUAUAAAAAUACCAGAGUACAUUACAGAGGAGUGUUUAAACCUACGACGUAAUAGAAUGCAAUCGGAUACAAUAUACGACGAACCACAAGAUGCGCUUUUUAACGAAUCAGUCUUGAUUGAAAACGUCAAAAGACUGCAAGCAGAUGCGUUAAGAGAGAUCGAGUACCAAAUGAAAACGAACGUGGCAGCGAAAUGCGCUUUAGAAAAAGAUUGGAGCAAUAAAUGUCUCGCUUUCAAAUACGAGAGCAAGAACGCCGACUUGGAAACCAAAGCAGAUAAUGUUAAACAAUCGGCGGGAGCGACGCGAAUAUCUGAAGGGCAAUCGAAUGUACAAUCUUGGGAACAAUACACUCUGUCUGGACUGCAACAGUUCAAAAAUGCUAUUGAUAAAUCUAAGGAACUUCGUAGUAAAGUGGACGCACUACUGAUAAACACCGCAAGGGAUCUGCGUUCACAAGACAUUAAAGUCAACAAGGCAUUAAGCGACAGAAUCGCUCGUACUGAACAAGUGAAGACCGAAUUAGAGAAUCAGCUACGGUUAACACUGUCGAAGAUAUGCGAGACGGAAAACAUUCUUGAAACGUUGCACGAGGAAAUGCUUAAAGUUUCACAAAGGAUACAAGUUGCGCAAACGAGAUUGAAUACUAAAAGUAUUAGACCUAACGUUGAAAAUUGCAGAGAGGGGUCUUUAGUGGGCCUUAUAGAUGAAGUUAGAGACCUGAAUGAUAGCAUGACCCUAUUACAGAAGCGAUCUUUAGAGACGCAGAAAUUAAGGGCGGAACUCAUACAUGAAAGAUCCAAGUUAGAAAACGAAAUAAUAGUGAAGAAAAAGUCCCUUUACAUUGAUAAUGAGAGGUGUUUGUAUUUGAGAUCUCACUUUCAAUCAGCUGAAAAAUUGUGCGGUUUCUAA
Molecule: messenger RNA, 1242 nt
Organism: Parnassius apollo (apollo)
Lineage: Eukaryota; Metazoa; Arthropoda; Insecta; Lepidoptera; Papilionidae
Source: the annotation of a GenBank genome assembly